This is a messenger RNA of Lithohypha guttulata, 1983 nucleotides long. RefSeq lists its product as uncharacterized. Gene Ontology annotation, cellular component: nucleus. Lineage: Eukaryota; Fungi; Ascomycota; Eurotiomycetes; Chaetothyriales; Trichomeriaceae. Bases 1 to 1983 code for a protein of 660 amino acids. The record is from RefSeq and is a predicted model, not a curated record. Gene Ontology annotation, biological process: double-strand break repair via nonhomologous end joining. The transcript is spliced from 2 exons. Gene Ontology annotation, molecular function: DNA-directed DNA polymerase activity; DNA binding.
AUGGCCCCCUCCUUGACCUCGAAGGACAAGUUCUUCGCUUCUUUAGAUACACUAGAUGAUGAAAGCACUGUAAGCGAGGACGAACCUUUACGCGAAGAGCGCAAGAAAAGACUGAAGACUGAAGAUGCUCGCCCGAAGACCUUAAAGACACCCUCUUUGGGUCGAUCAGUGACUGUCCAAGAGACAUGGCCAACUCGUAGUAUUGCAAGGCAACCUCCUCGAAGAUCGAACUCCGAGCCGGAAGGCCAUCGCACCAAGGCUGGCCUGUUCCAGCAUCUCAUCUUCUACUUUGUGCCAAACGACAAUGUCGCUCCAGUACGCAGAAGGCGUAUACAGAGUGCCAUCCAGCAAGGUGCAAUUUGGAAACGAGAUUUAAAGGAGGAUAUUACUCACGUCAUUGUUGAUUCCCAUUUGGCUGCUGGGGCGGUAGCACGACUGUUCAAAGGACGUAUAAACUUCAGCGACGUGCAUAUUGUGAAGGACAAUUGGCUUGUUGAAUGUUUGACACACAAGUCUCUAAGAGACCCUAGCGCACACCGCUUUCAGGUCAAGGAUGCAGACAAGAUCUUUGGCAAAGCGAACGAACCAGAAUGUCCAGUAACAGGUCAGGCAUCAGCGACAGAAUGCAAUAGAGAAGAUGUGAAAGUAACUCCCCUUCAAAAAGUCACGGCAGUCGCAGCCACGGAUGCUUUACACCAGAUCAUACAGGACCUACAGCAAGCAGAUCGUUUGCCCUUCGAUGCGGAAGUCGACCUCAAAGAAUUCAUCUCCGACGAUGACGGUCGACAAGGCGGUAGUGGUUAUGAGCCAUCGUUUUCGAACGAAGCCGGUGUGCUACGGGAAGAUAGAGGCUUCAGUUGUAUGGAGCCGAACAAUGGCAGAAGCUCUGAUGGUCUAAACAAGAGAACGAUUGAAAUUCUUCAGCAAAUGGCCACAUACUACGAUCGAGUUGGUGACAACUGGCGUACGUUGGCCUAUCGCAAGGCCGUCAAUGCGCUCGACAAGCAGAAAGAAUUGGUUGCCACAAAAAACCAGGCAUGUAAGAUCUAUGGCAUUGGGUCCCGCCUGGCUGAUAAGAUCGAGGAGAUUGUGUCGACGGAUCGCCUCCAACGGCUCGAAUCGGUCUCCUCAGAUCCGAACGACAAAGCGCUUCAGAUCUUCAUGGGCAUCUAUGGCGCAGGUCUUACCCAAGCGAAGUUGUGGAUGGACCAAGGCUAUCGUACUUUGGAAGACCUCAGAGACAAAGCAACGCUGACUCCGAAUCAGCAAAUUGGCCUCGACCACUAUGACGAUCUGCAGCAGCGGAUUCCUCGUGCAGAGGUGAAAAUGCAUGGAGACGUUGUUCAAAAGGCCCUUCUGCGCGUCAAUAAAGACUUGGAAGCGGUUGUGGGAGGCUCGUACCGUCGUGGUAUGCCAGACUCAGGAGACAUUGAUGUUAUGAUAAUGCAUCCCACAGCCGAGCUUGCCCAGCUCCAAGCAUGGGUAUUCGACGUUGUCAUUCCAUAUCUGUUCGAGAUCGGCUUUCUGAAAUGUGCGCUCGCAACAUCCCACACGUCAAAAAAGCAAGCACGAACGACGCCCGCAAAGUCUCAGAGGCAGGAAGAAACCACGCCUGGUGAAAACAGCAUCGAGCCCAUUUCAUCAUUGGCCACCGGCUCAGAUGGCGGCUCGAAGUUUCACGGUGCGUCGUGUUUACCAGAUUCCACAGUCUGGCGACGAAUCGAUUUGCUUCUUGUGCCGGCUUGCUCUCGUGGAGCUGCUAUGAUCUAUUUCACGGGCAAUGACAUUUUCAACAGAUCUAUUCGGCUCCUCGCCUCUCGCAAGGGCAUGAGAUUGAACCAGCAUGGACUGUAUAGGAAUGUGUUGCGAGGGCCUGGAAGGGUCAAACAAACUGAAGGCGAGCUGGUCGAGGGUCGAGAUGAGAAGAAGAUCUUUGAGAUCUUGGGUGUACCUUGGCGAGAACCAGAAGAGCGGAGGUGCUAG